AUGACAGAUAGGCUGCCGCCUAACCUCCUCGCACUCUUCGCGCCCCGGCCACCUCUGCGCUGGGUGCCGCCCUGCGAUGUUGCUCCCGAAGAGCGCAAGUCGGCCUUCAUCACCCCCGUCGCCGACUUCCUUCCUGCCAUGCAGGCCUACGAGCAGGAAUACGAGUACCACCCGACCGAGAGCUGGCUGGAGGCGCGCGACCGCAAGAAGCGCGAGAAGAAGGAGGCUUUGGAGAAGCUGUUGACUGAGGGUCCCAAGAAUUACAACCCCAAUGACGAUCCCAACAUCAGAGGAGAUGCUUUCAAGACGUUGAUAGUGGCGCGUCUUGAUUACCGUGCUGAUGAACAGGAUCUCGAGCGCGAGUUCAGCCGCUUCGGUCCCAUCGAGCGUGUAAGUUUGCAUCUUUAA
Sordaria macrospora k-hell is the source of this 408-nucleotide messenger RNA. Lineage: Eukaryota; Fungi; Ascomycota; Sordariomycetes; Sordariales; Sordariaceae. The record is from RefSeq and is a predicted model, not a curated record.